AUGGAUUACGAUUUUUAUGCAGAAAAAUAUCAGAUAAUAAUAAUAAAAACGCGGAUACAUCAAAAGAAGGAAAUAAUAAUCAAGAAAUACAAUAUUGAAUGGACGCCGAAACGUGGAACUUCUACUGAACCCCCACCUCCGCAAACCUCUCACCCUUCUAACCCCUCCUCUGCAGCGGCAAGUGGUGCUCCUUAUUAUCUUUCAUGUGGUGUUUGUCGUUGGGACUCUCAAGAAAUAGGGAUGACAUUUGAAAAGGCAACUGGAUUAGCAUUACAACUUCAAAAAACUGAGGACGAAAGACCUGAUGUGAAAGAAUUUGAUCAUCUUAAAGAUCAUUUUGAGAAGCAUUUACGUCUCAGUGCUCCAUCUACUACACUUCCAACUUCAUUAUUGUCGAUUCCAGGCAUAAGCAGUUUCAGCAAUCGAUAUGGUGGUAGUGGAUUAGCUCACCCACAACAAAAGUCUGAUGAUGUUGCAAAAUAUGAUGCCAUUGUAAAAGUUGAUAAUGAUGAUAGUUUGGUUCAUGAUUUAGUUCAAUUGAAAGAUGUCAAUCAGAUUACCACAUUGACACAGAGAAUGAAUCAGCUUAGUGACCAACCAUACAAAGUGGAGCGUCUUCAACCUCAACGUAUACAUCUUCGAACAAAACGCGUAAAACGAUGUCGUUCGUGUCGUCAUAUUCUUAUCAAACCUGAACAAAAAGCUCAAGCCACCAGAUUUAAAAUUAAACUUGUUGCCCUAAAUAGUAUUCCAAAAAUUACUAUAACAAGUUUGCCAAAACUUAUUCUCAACCAACAAACAAAAAUCAUACUAAAGUUUUCUAACCCUUUAUAUGAAGAAAUCAUAGUUGAUUUGGCUUUAAAAGAUGAAACCACUGAAUAUGCCAAGAUUACAUUACUUGCCCCACAUUUCAACAUAACUCCUUACAAUGAAGUUUGGGAAUAUGAACAAGACUUCAUUACUUCAAAAGGUCGUCCACUUUCAAUUACAAGUGCACCAAAAGUUGAUGCUGGUAUUUACGAAAGGCGUGGUAAUUAUACUAGUGUUGUAAUUGAAAUAACGCCAUUGGCUGAAAUCGACGAACUUAAGGUAACUUAUGUAAGCAAAAUUAACGAUAGUAAUGAUAAUGAAACUUCCGGGACUUCUGGAGAUGCACCAGCUGGCGACUCAUCAACUACUACUGAGACAGCGCCAUCUGAUAAACAGAAUACUGAUAAGGAUGAUUCUACUUCAUCUACAUCAACUACAAAAAGUUUGUCUUUUUGGACCGUUAUUGGAUUGGGACCUGUGGUAAAUCAAGCUACAGUAGGGUCACGACCCAAACCCUAA
Messenger RNA from Racocetra fulgida, 1329 nucleotides. Lineage: Eukaryota; Fungi; Glomeromycota; Glomeromycetes; Diversisporales; Gigasporaceae. The record is from the annotation of a GenBank genome assembly.